Messenger RNA from Lactuca virosa, 345 nucleotides. NCBI's taxonomy places the organism in Eukaryota, Viridiplantae, Streptophyta, Magnoliopsida, Asterales, Asteraceae. The record is from the annotation of a GenBank genome assembly.
AUGUCCUCCUCGAUUCCUCAAAACAACAACACUACAGACUCUUCCGAACCUGGCCAAACCGGUUUUGAUACAAACACUAUUGUAGUUCUAGCAGCCUUGUUAUGUGCACUUGUAGCUGCACUUGUACUGAACUCAGUUAUACAAUAUGCUUUGCGAAAUAGGCGUCAAUCCUUAGAAGCAGCAACUACUACUGAUAAACAUUCCAUAAAGAAGAUUCCUGUGGAAGUUUUUAGGUGUGGAGCAGAGAUACUAGCAACCGAGUGCUCUAUCUGUCUAGGAGACUUUGUAGAUGGAGAUAAGGCAUUUAGUGGCUUUGCCACCCGGAGGCAAUCGAGUAGGUGUUAA